Messenger RNA from Carassius gibelio (silver crucian carp), 2655 nucleotides. RefSeq names its product coronin-1B. Gene Ontology annotation, molecular function: actin filament binding. Gene Ontology annotation, biological process: cell migration; actin filament organization. The coding region runs from base 419 to 1918 and encodes 499 amino acids. The record is from RefSeq and is a predicted model, not a curated record. The transcript has 11 exons. NCBI's taxonomy places the organism in Eukaryota, Metazoa, Chordata, Actinopteri, Cypriniformes, Cyprinidae.
UUGCUGCUUUUAAUUCUAGGCACAUUCGCGGAGGAAUUUACCAUCCAUCAUCUUUCCUUCUUCAGCGGCGUCGACGCUCUUCCCGAUUUAUUUUAACUUCACUAGCUGUACGGUUUUGUACAAAAUCUAUUCUGUCUUUUGAAAAUAUACAAUUGCGCUGAAAUUUGUUUUCCCUGAUGAUAUGGAUUAAUUUGUUGAUGCCUACAGAAAUUGCCUGGACACAAUUGUUCCACCUGACCAUGCAGAAAACCCCGGGGAUAACAACACACUGCAAGGAUUAGUGUAGUUCAUAAAGAUCGCUGCUUUUUGUAUACACAUCAUAUUUUUUUAUACCGGAAUCGCUUUAUUAAAUUAUAGCCGGUUUUUCUAAGAAAAGGAACAAGGAAGAAAGGAAAGAAGGAAACCCUCAAGCAGAGUCAUGUCCUUCAGGAGGGGUGUUGUCAGGCAGAGUAAGUUCAGGCAUGUGUUUGCCCAGGCUUGGAAGGCUGAGCACUGCCUCGAUGAUGUCAGAGUAUCACGCGUGACAUGGGACGGUCCACUGUGCGCCACCAAUCCCAAGUUCAUUGCUGUUGUCAUUGAGGCCGGAGGAGGCGGAGCCUUUCUUGUGUUACCACUCGCCAAGAGCGGUCGAGUGGACCAGAACACCCCGACCGUGUGCGGUCACGCGGCUCCGGUGCUGGAUGUGCAGUGGUGCCCACAUGAUGACAAUGUUAUUGCCAGUGCCUCAGAGGACUGCACUGUCAAGAUUUGGCAGAUUCCUGACGGAGGUCUGACAUCUCCCAUGUCUGAAGCAGUUGUGACUCUCGAGGGCCACAGUAAAAGAGUGGGCAUCCUGGCCUGGCACCCUUCUGCUCUCAAUAUCCUGUUGACUGCAGGAUGUGAUAAUGUCCUGUGUGUGUGGGAUGUGGGCACCGGGGAGCUGGUGUACCAGCUGAGUGACGCCCAUCCAGACCUGAUAUACAGCGUGAGCUGGAACCGCGAGGGCAGCGUCCUGUGCACCACCUGUAAAGACAAAGCCUUACGAGUCAUUGAUCCCCGGCGUGGAACAGUCAUUAAGGUGCGGGAGAAGGCUCAUGAGGGCACCAGGCCGAUGAGGGCCGUGUUUCUGGCUGAUGGGAAAAUCCUGACAACCGGCUUCAGUCGCAUGAGCGAGAGACAGCUCGCCCUCUGGGACACGAGGGAUCUUUCUGAGCCAAUGGUUUCUCAGGAAAUAGACACCAGUAACGGAGUUCUGCUUCCAUUCUAUGAUCCAGACACCAACAUGGUUUACUUGUGCGGCAAGGGAGAUUGUACUAUUCGUUACUUUGAGGUGACAGAUGAGUCCCCGUAUGUUCAUUUCCUGAGUCUGUACAGCAGUAAGGAGCCGCAGAGAGGUGCUGGUUUCCUAAGCAAACGAGGAGUAGAUGUCAACAAGUGUGAAAUAGCAAGGUUCUACAAACUGCAUGAGCGGAAGGUCGAGCCCAUAUCUAUGACUGUGCCGCGCAAGUCCGACCUGUUUCAAGGGGAUCUGUACCCAGAUACGGCAGGAUUAGAGCCCGCUCUUCAGGCAGAAGAUUGGAUAGCAGGACAGGACGCUCCUCCAAUCCUUGUGUCCCUGAGCGGAGGCUACACGGCCCCUCCAUCCAAAUGUGGCACGCUCCGGGGUCGACCCAAACUGCUCUCUCAGACCAACACUAGUCCCACAAGCACCACUGCGCCAGCAAACCCUAUGGCUGUUGAGCUUGAGAGUGAGGGCUUGGGCCACGGACAAGGAAGAAGGGAUGUAGAUGGAGGCAUAGAGAGAGUAAAGAAAGAGGAGGACCAACUUUCUGAUAUCCUGACAGAGAUUCGGGCGUUGCGUGCUCUGGUUCUGGCUCAGGGUCACAGGAUCGACGUCCUGGAAAGGCAACUCGCCCGUAUUGAGGAUGGAGAAGUGUGAAGGAAACUACAAACAUAUCACAACACAUAGCCUUACCCAGAUUCAGAAAGCUUCACUGAAGGGUUAUGGGAAAUGUAGUUCCAUUGCUGUGGCACAGAGAUAGAAAGACAAUUGAGCUUUGAGUUUUGAGCUUUAUCGGUACACUUUGGGUUUUAAUGCACUGAUAUUAAUAUCCUAACUGCUGCUCAUUUUGUGCUUUUUAAUAGGGCUGUUAUAUCAGGUACUUAUUACUGCUAACUACAGUUUUGAAGUCUAAAUUUGGUUGGGUCAAUAUUUGCAUAAACAUGCAAACUUUAAAUAAAAAGCAGACUUUAUAAUCUCUUGUAGCCUCAGCAUAUAUAAAUGCUUUUACUUAAUUAAUGUAGUUUGAAUCUAAAACCUUCAGGAAAUGUAAUAAUCCAACAUGCUGAAUUGAUUGCUUUCUUUCACUAAAGUUCGAUGGUGUAUAUUGACCAACACUGUUCUUGGGUUUAGCUGCCCUCUCUUCCAUUUGUAUGGCAUAACAUACGUAGCAUUGAUUUUGGAUGUUGUUAAAGUUUAAUUAUGUGGAUAUGUGAGUAGCAUGUGAUAGAAACUGUACUUGGUGUUGAAGGAAUUUGUGAGCUUUCAUUUCAAUAUAAUGAAGAAACUUUAUAGCAAGAGUUUCCGAAAUGAAAUGCAGGUCUUAUAGGAAGAAAAAUGUCCAGGUCGAAUUUCACCCAAAAAUAUAAUACGAUUUUUAGAAUAAGAUUUUUAUU